AUGCGAAUGUCAAAGUCUCACCAACGGUUAAAUGUGCCAAUCCAUGAUUUUGACGGAGUUGAUCUGGACUGGGAAUAUCCCGAAGCAACCGACCGAAGCGGAAAGCCCGAAGACUACAAAAACUUUCCGACUUUUAUGAAAAACCUGAAGAAUGCCUUGGAUGGAACAGCAGGGCGAAAUACCCUUUCAAUCACUCUCCCUGCAUCAUAUUGGUAUCUUCAACAUUUUGACUUGAAAAACCUUGCAAAACAUGUCUCGUUCUUCAACAUCAUGUCCUAUGACAUGCACGGUACUUGGGACGAAGGAAAUACAUGGACAGGUUCAUUCCUCAAUGCGCAUACCAAUCUUACAGAGAUCAAACAAGGGAUGGAUCUUCUUUGGCGCAAUGAUGUGAAACCUGAUCAGGUGGUGAUGGGUCUCGCAUUUUAUGGCCGUACUUACACAACAAUUGGGGGGUGCGAGGCAACGGUCAAGGUCGUCACUUGGGAUGACCAGUGGGUUUCUAUGGACGAUAAAGAUACCCUGGGCCUGAAGGCAGAUUUUGCUCGUGAGCAAUGUCUCGGUGGCAUAAUGGUCUGGGCUAUCAGCCACGACACGCCCACGGCUGACUUCUCUCGGGAUUUGGCAAAGGUUUCGAACAGACAAGUAUCUAUGCAAUUCGACAAGAUCGAUAAUGACACCGUGAUUGAGCGGACCGAUCAUAGCCAAUGUCGCUGGACAGAUUGUGCACAGCCCUGUCCGGCUGGGUGGUCAAUGAUCACGCGAGCAGAUAAAUGGAAGAAAUACGACAGUGAGCCAAUGAUGGACUCCACUUUUUGCGGCGGUCUUGGCUACUCGUCGUUCUGUUGUCCACCAACAUCUCCACUGCCAAAAUGUGGCUGGUAUGGUUAUAAUAAGGGCAAAUGCAAAGCUGGAUGCGAAGAUGGAAUGCUUGAGAUUGGUUCAAUCACAGAGGGAUGUGAUUUUUCUCUGCCUCAGCAGUAUCAGUCGGCUUGCUGCUCUCCCACGGACGAUGAUGGAAAUGAAUUGGCCAGCAUGGCUCUGUACAACACUUGCGAAUGGUCUGAGUGGCCUACCUGCGCAUCUGGAACGUGCUCCGGUGCAAAGGACACCGUACUGGUCAAUUCAGCAUGGGGCACUGGAGCCUCCGUGUGCUACAAUGGGGGCCGCGACUACUGCUGUGAUACUUCGAAAAAGAACAAGAAGUUUGAAAACUGCGACUGGCACGAUGGCAGUGACCUGGUCCAUCCAGUCACCGACAACCGUUGCUGGAACGGCUGUCCCGAUGGUCAGAUGCGAGUAGCGUCGAGCAGCUCUGGUAGAUGUCUCAGUAGUGGAGCGAGCUCAUACUGCUGUGAUGGUACCGACUACACGGAGACAGAGCAUCUAUCGGAUGAUUUGCAAAAGUUCGAAGAUGAGCUUAGCAAUUGGCUUACGAAUGCCGUAUGUGAGCUUCAUCUGAAAAAGCGAAGUGGCGGUCUCGAAAAGCGUGAAGAUCUUUGUGAGAUUGUCGCAAAGCAUUCUUUGGUUGUCAAGCUAGCUGCGAUCUUUGCUGGCUACUUGAAUUUGAGCGGUCGAACAAGCCACUAUAAUCGCCUUGUCAACAUCUGGAAUAUGGUCUCUAACCCGUUUGAACAUCUUAGUACCAAGUUCAUGCUUCCAUGGAUAACAUCCAAUGAUACGUAUCCGGAAUUCUAUCAACAGGGCUACGAGGAUACUGCAAGGCGCAUCUUGCAACUCCCUCAAGGUUAUGAUAAUAUGAUUGCGGAUUCCAAAGACACCAUCUUCUGCACAUUGGAUCUGUGUGAAUACGGAGAUGGUAUGUGUGAUCAGGACGAGAGCGAUUUAGAUCUCAAACGCCGUCAGGACAUCUGGACGGAAAAGAACAACGUGCUUAAGCUUUUGGGGAAACGAGCCAAAGCAAAGCAGGAAUCAGCUGAUUGCGUAGAUAAAGAUGGUAGCGAAAAGAAGAAGAUAAAGUACACUCGAUUCGCAUAUCCUGGAUCAAGUGAGUGGCCCGCGACAUCUGUUCAAGUUCGAGAGGCCGUUGGUCUGGUAAACUCGGAGAGUUGCACGAAUACCGAAGUCGAGGAAAGGGAAGCUACCACGGAGGAUCGCGCUCCUGGACCGGGAAAUAGCAGUCCAGAAGUCAAUACGGAGCAUCUCAUUGAAAUUAAGUUGAUGGGUAUUUUUAUGUCAUGGGCUGUUGCAGAGGGAAAUUGUGGUAUUGACUGCAAUUUCUUCCUUGAUUUCUUCACCCAGGAUGUCAUUGAAAACGCACCUCGGACACCAGGAAGCAGUCAAAAUCUCAAGAAGCCAGUUGAUCGUGUGAUGGAACAAUUUGGAAGCAAAUCAAAUAAGGAAGUAUUCCGGUUGCUUAAACAAAGUAUCAAUGCGAUCAAAGGUGAUCUUUGGAAUUUGAACGAUGCUCCAGGACGCCCAGGCUCCUGGUCAAAGCUGGUUCAGGAUGAUAACCCGCGUCAGGCAUUAACUGUAAUCCGACAGACAAUUUCGGUUUAUAAUUAUCAAAAUAUGCCUAAAGUUUUGAAACGCUUCAAAAUGGUCAAUGAUGGAAUUCGUACCGAGCUGAGCCGCGCUUCAAAGGCUUACAAAGACCAGAAAGGAAAGGAUAUUGACCUCGCAGACUGUUGGGACCGCUUUUUCAAAUCCAGGAAAAAUCAAAUGGUAGCUACAGGCCACGUUUUUGUCAACGAAGCGAUUGAGGAAAUGCACACUAGAUGGACCCAAGAUCCAGGGGCCAGUGUUGAGUGGAAUGACCGGGCUCGUGCGGUCCGCGAUGCUCUUACAGAGCUGGAGAGCCACGUCGGGGAGAUUUACAUGGAUGAUCUCGAGCUUCAAGACCUCAAUUAG
Penicillium cosmopolitanum is the source of this 2871-nucleotide messenger RNA. Its product is annotated as CAZyme family GH18. The coding region runs from base 1 to 2871 and encodes 956 amino acids. The record is from RefSeq and is a predicted model, not a curated record. Gene Ontology annotation, molecular function: chitin binding; hydrolase activity, hydrolyzing O-glycosyl compounds. The transcript is spliced from 7 exons. Lineage: Eukaryota; Fungi; Ascomycota; Eurotiomycetes; Eurotiales; Aspergillaceae. Gene Ontology annotation, biological process: carbohydrate metabolic process.